Molecule: messenger RNA, 1131 nt
Organism: Adineta ricciae
Lineage: Eukaryota; Metazoa; Rotifera; Eurotatoria; Adinetida; Adinetidae
Source: the annotation of a GenBank genome assembly
AUGUCGUCUCGUGUAGAAACUUAUCUUAACGAACGGAAGGCCAACGGUGGGCCAUUAGCUAACGAAUGGCUUGAGCUUGAGUCGUUAUAUCAAAGUCGUUUGUGGCAUGAACUAACAUUACGUGUAACAUCAUUCGUACAUCGCGAUGAACUUCAACAAGGCGAUCAAUUGAUACGAUUUUACGAAGACUUCCUUUCGGAUUUCGAACAUCGAAUCAAUCAAUUAGCGCUAGUCGAAAUUAUCAUACCGAUUACACGAGCAUUCAAACAAGUUGAUCAAGCUAUACAGUUUGUUCAACAAAUUCGAGAGAAAGUCAAAGCGAAUCCAUUAGCUGUUCUUUUAUGUGAUAUCACUAUUGGAAAAGCGUAUUUGAUAACCAAGAACCUUCCAGAAGCCAAAAAGAUUAUCGAAGAUUUAGCACCGAAAUUUGAUGAAUUAGAUCAUUUAACUACCGUGCAUUCGAGAUAUUAUGAUUUAGCAUCGAAUUACUAUAGAGUUAUGGGAAAUCAUAGUGAAUAUUAUCAAAAUGCACUGAAAUAUCUUGGUUGUAUCGACAAUUCCUCGAUUCCAGUUAAAGAAAAAGCCGAACGAGCAUUCAAUCUCGGUUUAGCUGCACUCUUAGCUGAAAAUGUUUAUAAUUUCGGUGAAAUUCUUCAACAUCCCGUUCUCAAUGCUUUAAAAGACACACGUGAACAAUGGUUAAUGGAUCUUUUACAAGCAUUUAAUGUCGGCGAUGUCGAAAAAUACGAAGCAUUAGGAUCCGUUUGGCAAGUUCAACCUGAUCUUCGCAUGGCUGAAGCAACACUCAAACGAAAAAUCAAUUUACUUUGUCUAAUGGAUAUGAUUUUCACUGCUGCUGGCGCUCGUGCUUUAAGUUUCUCGGAUGUCGCUACCAGAACGAAAUUAUCUCCAAAUCAAGUGGAAUUAUUAGCUAUGCAAGCAUUGUCGUUAGGUUUGAUUCGUGGAAGUAUCGACCAAGUCGAUGAAAAAUUGAAUAUGCACUGGGUAAAACCUCGAGUGUUAGAUCUUCGACAGGUUGCCACAUUAAAGAAACGUCUAGAUCAAUGGACAAACGACGUGAAACAAAUGUCCACAUUAGUAGAACAACAAGCCGGUGAUAUUCUUUCUUAG